AUGACCCUCAUGGGUAAAACAAUUGAAGAGACAUAUCAGAAAAAGACACCGAAAGAACAUAUUCUUCUUAGACCAGAUACUUACAUUGGUGCCAUAGACAAGGAUGUGCAGCAGAUGUACGUCUGGGAUGAUGAAAAAAAGAAAGUUGUUUGCAAGUCAGUCAGCUAUGUUCCGGGUCUCUACAAGAUUUUCGAUGAAAUACUGGUAAAUGCAGCUGACAACAAGAUGAGAGACCCAAAGAUGAACAUCCUGAGAGUGGAUAUAUCAAAGGAACAGAACCAAAUUUCAAUUUUCAAUAAUGGAAGCGGUAUACCUGUGAAGAUACACGCAAAGGAGAAUGUAUACGUUCCUGAACUCAUCUUUGGUCACCUUCUUACUGGAAGUAACUACGACGAUAACGAAAAGAAAAUUACAGGCGGUAGAAAUGGAUAUGGCGCCAAGCUGUGCAACAUCUUUUCCACCGAAUUUAUAGUAGAGACUGCGGACAAGUCAGUUAAAAAAAAGUAUUACCAAAGAUUCACGAAAAACAUGGAUAAUACCGAAGAACCAAUUAUUGAGAGGUAUACCGGGGAAGAGUUUACUAAAAUCACAUUUAAACCUGAUCUGAAAAGAUUCAAAAUGGCGGAACUUGAAGAUGACAUCAUUUCUCUUUUAAAGAAACGUGUAUAUGACAUGUGUGGUACCUUGAAGAGUGUAAAUGUGUACUUAAAUGGUGAGCUUCUUCCAGUUAAAAAUUUUAAGGAGUAUAUUAAACUAUAUCUUCACAAUGAAGAACAAGUUGUUCACUCAAUCGUGAAUGGGCGUUGGGAGGUCGGAUUUGCUGUGUCUGAGGAUCAGUUCAACCAGGUCAGCUUUGUUAAUAGUAUUUCUACAUCAAAGGGAGGCACACAUGUAAAUCACGUAAUGGAUCAGCUGAUUGAUCCUAUAACAGAGGCUAUUAAAAAGAAAGAUAAAAGUCUUGAUGUCAAACCUAUUCAUAUAAAAAAUAACAUAUUUAUUUUUAUUAACUGUCUCAUCGAAAAUCCGGCUUUUGACAGCCAAACCAAGGAAAACCUGACACUGAAAGUUUCUUCAUUUGGAUCAAAAUGCUUACCUAUUGAAUCGUUUGUCAAGGAUAUUAUCAAAAAUACUCCGCUAGUUGAGAAAAUUGUUUCAUUUUCCAGAGCCAAGCAAUCUGCACAGUUGAAAAAGACUGAUGGAACAAAGACGUCACGUCUCAGUGGAAUACCUAAGCUUGAAGAUGCAAAUCUAGCAGGUACGAAGCGAUCGCAGGAAUGUACUCUUAUUCUCACAGAGGGAGAUUCGGCCAAAACACUGGCUGUUGCUGGAUUAUCAGUAGUAGGCAGAGACUUGUAUGGCGUCUUUCCUUUAAGAGGUAAAUUAUUGAAUGUUAGAGAAGCUAAUCACAAACAAAUUAUGGACAACUCUGAAAUAUCGAGUAUUAAGAAAAUCCUUGGAUUGCAGCACGGGAGGAUAUAUGAAGACACAAGCACUCUAAGAUACGGACAUAUUAUGAUUAUGACAGAUCAGGAUCAUGAUGGUUCCCAUAUCAAGGGAUUGAUUAUUAAUUUUCUUGAUCAUUUUUUCCCGUCGCUUCUCAAGAUUAAGAAUUUUCUCCUCGAAUUUAUCACGCCAAUUAUCAGGGCCACCAAGAAAGGUGUUACGCAGGAUUUUUUUACAAUUCCUGAAUAUGAAAAAUUUAAGGCAGAAAACGAGGGAUGGGCAAUAAAAUACUACAAAGGUUUAGGUACAUCGACCUCCAAAGAUGCAAAAGCAGUAUUUUUCAGAUCUUCCAAAGCAUGUUAA
Messenger RNA from Vittaforma corneae ATCC 50505, 1806 nucleotides. RefSeq lists its product as uncharacterized. The transcript has a single exon. The coding region runs from base 1 to 1806 and encodes 601 amino acids. Gene Ontology annotation, biological process: resolution of meiotic recombination intermediates; sister chromatid segregation; DNA topological change. NCBI's taxonomy places the organism in Eukaryota, Fungi, Microsporidia, Nosematidae. The record is from RefSeq and is a predicted model, not a curated record. Gene Ontology annotation, cellular component: nucleus. Gene Ontology annotation, molecular function: ATP binding; DNA binding; DNA topoisomerase type II (double strand cut, ATP-hydrolyzing) activity.